Molecule: messenger RNA, 815 nt
Organism: Salpingoeca rosetta
Lineage: Eukaryota; Choanoflagellata; Craspedida; Salpingoecidae
Exons: 4
Coding region: 9-683 (224 amino acids)
Source: RefSeq, a predicted model, not a curated record
AGGUGAUCAUGCAGGCGACCGAUCCGCGUGGGGACGGGUCGUCGUUCAUCCUGGGCAUGCGUGUCCCGACGAAAUACGCGUAUUGGGUGGAAUUGCUCGUUAUUCAAGUCAUUGCUCCCCAGUCUUCGCUCCUCGGCCAUCUCUGCGGCAUCCUCGUCGGCCUUGCGUACGCGCGCGUGCUCAAGUCUGACCUCCCACGCCAGCUCCGCACUGGCCGAAACGGCCACCGUCCCCAAUCGUUCUGGGACCGCCCCGGUGACCGCCCAGACAGAUUCACACGCGUGGCGUCUGCAACUGGGCACAGGGGAGAACAACAAGACGCUCAACAGCAGCAACAGCAGCAACAGCAGCAACAGCAGCAACAGCAGCAGCAGCAGCAACAGCAGCAACAGCAGCCGACGCAACCCCCGGCAUACUCCCGAUUCACACGCGUGUCAGCUGCGACGGGCUACAGGGAUGACGAACGGGUGACGCGUGAUGCGAAAAGGGCAACAGAACAACAACAGCAGCAGACACAGCAUCAGACACAGCAGCAGCAGGGGCGAGACCGUGGCGCAGCAGCUGCUGCUGAUGCUGCAGCAGCUGAUGCGACGGAUGGGGUUGCAAGCAACGCUUCAUCUGCACAGGGGCUGAGGCGAAGGAGGAUGCAAUACUACCAGCAGAAGCAGACCAAUAUAUCAUGACACGAUGUGCCCGCCUGCCUGCCUGCAUGCCUGCCUCACAUGAUGGUGCUCUUGCCUUGUUACACUGUCGCUUUGACGGCGCCGCUGGCUUGCUGCUUUGGGGGUCCCGCCACAAUACAUGGGUGAUGAGGA